AUGCCACUUGGGUGGAAGGAAAGUUCCCCCAUCCCGAUCGAUGGGCGCGGCGUCGAAAUCAUCGCCGAUCAGUCACCCCUCCCUCUCAGGGCUGUACGAUCUCUGGCAAGGCAUUGGACAGGCUCCUCUUGUGUUUUUAUGUUUUGUUUUUAUGGCGAUUGUUUCCCGAUGAUAGGCAUCAUCUCCAUGAGCCAGCCCUCUGAGGGGCGGCCACACCGCCGCCGCCGACGACGCAUGGUGGCUUUAGCUUUGACAGGUCGCGUGGAGUUGGUCAGAGCGGAGGGCGAGUCGGAACUUGGCUACCGCAGAGCCUCGACAACAGAGCCGCAGGAGCCUCCACGUGAUUGGCAUGCGUGA
Messenger RNA from Morchella sextelata, 357 nucleotides. RefSeq lists its product as uncharacterized. The record is from RefSeq and is a predicted model, not a curated record. The coding region runs from base 1 to 357 and encodes 118 amino acids. Lineage: Eukaryota; Fungi; Ascomycota; Pezizomycetes; Pezizales; Morchellaceae. The transcript has a single exon.